UCGUGACAUGUAAAUCGCACUAUGGAUCAAAUAAAAAAAGAAAUGUCAGUGUCAGAUGUGUCAUUCUCUAGAAAAAUCGCUGGCUGAUUGUGUUCGUCGGUUCUGUUUUUUCUCUAUUUUAUCAAUAAAUAACUCCACUAAUUGCAUUUAUUUUGAUUUUUCCAACGAGGGCACCCAAAAAUGGGCGAUAAAACCGAAAACGCACCUGCUGAGAAACCGAAGAUCAAACACGACUGGUACCAGACUGAAGCGCAAGUGGUCAUCACCAUACUCAUAAAAAAUGCUCCGAGUGAUAAAGUAAAAGUGUGUUAUGGAGACAGAAGUCUCUCCGUAACUAGCUCAAUCCCGUCCUCCGACUCUGAAUACAGUCUGGAAUUAGAACUAGCUCACGAGAUAGUUCCAUCAAUGUGCACACACGUCGUCACGCCUUCCAAGAUUGAGGUGAAACUGCGCAAGAAAGAGGGACUGAGAUGGAACGUGUUAGAGGGAGAAGGGAAAGAGGAGACAGUUAAAGCUAUUCCUCAAGCUGUUAUAGACGCGUCCGGACCGCAGCAGCCGCCGAAACUAUUCAAGAAAGACUGGGAUAAAAUAGAGAAAGAAAUCAAGAAAAUGGAAGAAGAUGAAAAGCCCGAAGGCGAUGCGGCAUUAAACGCCCUCUUCCAGAAGAUAUACGGCGAGGGCUCGGACGAGGUGCGCCGCGCUAUGAACAAGAGCUUUGUGGAGUCUGGAGGCACAGUUCUCAGCACCAACUGGAAUCAAGUGGCCAAAGACAAGGUAGAGGUGAAACCGCCCGACGGACUCGAGUUCAAGAAAUGGGAGAACUGAACUGAUAUUUGUUGAGAACUUGGGAUGUUUUCUGCUUCGAGAAAACUAUUUCAGAAUGUAGGGUAGUCAAUCAAUAGGGAAAAUUUUUGCACGUUAUACUCUUUGGACGUACUUACUGUAAAUCCAGAUACAAAAACAAAACUCACCUAUCAUUAGCGAAAUCUGCGAGAAACAUACGCAAAUACAAACAUAAUCUGCUAAAAUCCUAAAAAAGUCGGGUAAAAAAGAUUGUAUCAAAAUCUGUUCAUCCGUUUGGGAACUACAAUGGCGCUGACAGUUAAAAAUGACAAUAUUUACUGUCAAACCCUAACCUAAUAAUUUAGUUCCCUCAAAUCAAAUGUACGUAGUAUCUCUCGAAUGGAAAACAUACCAAGUAGGUGUGUAAUGCAUGUCGAUAGUUACAACACUAUUGUCGAUAUUGAUUGAUGUUUAUCGAUGUACUAAUGCAAACUAGUCAACUUAUACAGUCCAAUCUUUAUUACUGUGCAUUUAGAUACUUUAUACACAAAAAUAAUGAAGAAAAAGAACUUACAAAUUAAGCUGUCAAAGUGUUAAUAUGUUGGCAACAUUGGAUUCACAUGUCAACUGAUAGUGUUGCCAAAUUAUCGGUACUUUUACUAUAGAUAAAAGAUAUUAUUCGUGUCGAUCGAAAGUUAUAGAGUUUUUGUUUUAUUCCACUUUUUAAUGAAGUAAAAAACGGCGUUUUCCUGAGCUACCAACAUGACAACAUUAUGACGUUAACAGAUGCACAGUAAAAUGGAUUUACUUAGUAUUCGAAAAAUCUUAGUACACUAUCGAUGUGUUUACGUUUUAAUGUGUGCCGAAGAAUUUUAUGGAAAUGUAUUGUUAUUUUAUUUGAAUCAAGAGUUCACAUGCUUCAAAAGCACAAAUUUAUAAAAUAUUACAAGAUGGCUGCUGUAAAAUGCAAAUGCAAUUUUUUGUCAAAAAACAGCGACACUAGCGCCCAAAACGUGAACUAAAGUUCAAAUAUGCAUUUCCAUGAAUUCUUCAGUACAACUUAUUAUUAAUUUAAGUUUCAUAUAUUGUGUUAUUCGAUUAUAAGACUGUAAUAUUACGGAGAGUAAUGAAAUAAAAUAUUUGUAAUUAUUUUCGAGUUUUAUUUUUAAAAUCAGACUAGGGUCACACAUAUUUACAAAUACAGUCAGCGUCAAAUCGUUCGUGACACCCAAAGUAGCCAAAAAGUUCGCAACACGUCUUUGUUACAAUUGGAAUAAGGUUGUGUUGUCACCAAUUUGGCCACUUCGGGUGUCCAGAACUAUUUAAAUCUGAUUGUACAACGCAUUUUGACAAAUACUAUCAUGAAAACGUACGUUAUGCGUUUUAAAAUACGUAUAUAUAAUAAUAAUAACUAACUUGUUUCUACCCAUGACUUCGCCCGUGUCGAUGAACGAAAGAAAAAAGUCGUCUUUUUUUAGUUUAUACCAAAAUCAGUUCAACUGGUAAUUCGUGACAGAAGACAUUUUUUUUAUAAUUAUGUUUGUGAAAUAAGUACGGUUUGGUCAAAAUUUAAGUUCUUUUCCGAUGGGGAGUUUAGUACGUAAUACAUUAUCUGUGGUAACUAAUAGGUACAAACUAAAAAGUAAUGUAUUUGUAAAAUACGACACUACAACACUUCUACAAUAUGUAACAAAAACACCGUCCGAUCCGAAAGGGUCAUAAAGUAGCUUUAACAACAUUACCAAAACAAGUAUCAAAAUUACGUAAUUAAUAAAAACAAUUUUUUUAUCGAUUUUUAAAGUCAAUAAGUUUAGCAAUGAUUUAC
Molecule: messenger RNA, 2608 nt
Organism: Ostrinia furnacalis (Asian corn borer)
Lineage: Eukaryota; Metazoa; Arthropoda; Insecta; Lepidoptera; Crambidae
Gene: Sgt1
Product: suppressor of G2 allele of skp1
Exons: 6
Coding region: 181-825 (214 amino acids)
Molecular function (GO): protein-folding chaperone binding
Source: RefSeq, a predicted model, not a curated record